Molecule: messenger RNA, 790 nt
Organism: Coprinopsis cinerea okayama7#130
Lineage: Eukaryota; Fungi; Basidiomycota; Agaricomycetes; Agaricales; Psathyrellaceae
Product: ATP synthase d subunit
Exons: 6
Coding region: 70-591 (173 amino acids)
Biological process (GO): proton motive force-driven ATP synthesis
Molecular function (GO): proton transmembrane transporter activity
Source: RefSeq, a predicted model, not a curated record
CCGUCCUCUAGAGUCCGUUCACGUUCCUUUCCCUCAGAAACCCCUCUAAAUCCAUCACUGUUUAGGAAAAUGGCCCAAAAAGCAGCUGCCGUCGCCGUUGACUUCUCUCGCAUCUACACCUCGCUGGGACUCGGCAAAGAGACUAUUGCCUCGCUGCAGGCCUUCCGCAAGCGCCAUGCUGACGCACAACGAUUGUCCAACCACUACGCCAACCAGCCCACCACUGUCGACUUUGCCCACUACCGCAAUGUGUUGAAGAACAAGGCUGUUGUUGACGAGGCUGAGAAGAUCCUCAAGGAUUUCAAGCCUGUGACGUACGACGUGUCUGCCCACAUCAAGGCCAUUGAGACUUUCGAGGCCAAGGCUGUUGCCAAAGCCAAGGAGACCGAGCAGAAGAUUGACGUUGAGCUCAAGGAGCUCCAAGCCACGCUCGCCAACAUUGAGGAUGCCCGACCAUUCGACCAACUCACUACCGAGGAUGUUGCCAAGGCCCACCCUCGCAUCCUCGAGGCUGUCGAGACCAUGAUGAAGAAGGGCAAGUUCACAGUACCAGGCUACAAGGAGAAGUUCGGCGAUCUCAACGUUAUGUAAUGGACUGUAACACUCUAGAGACGGCACAAUCCUUUAGAUCCUGGAAUAUUCAGUUUAUACCUUCUUCUUUAUACUGGCUAUCGGCAUACGUCCCGAUGGACCUGCCUUGGCAGCCUGUUCUAGACUAUGAGCAUAGAGCCCAAGGACUGGUGCCCCGUGGGGACAUGAGGACCUGGGAAUCUAAGGAGAUGGAAUUUGA